GGCUUUCGUCCUCUUUCUCUACCCAUCGCUGACUCAGCGAGAUGGCCACGAUUACGCAUUUCGAGAUUCACGAUGUGCGGUUCCCGACAAGCUUGACGGGCGAUGGGACGGACGCGAUGAACACCGACUGCGACUACUCGUCCGCGUACAUCUCGCUCUACACCUCGUCCGACCUCGUAGGCCACGGCAUGACCUUCACCAUCGGCCGCGGGAACGACAUCGUCUGCGAAGCCAUCCGCCAGGUCGCCAGCCGCCUCGUGGGCAAGAGCGCCGAGGAGCUCUUCGCGGACAUGGGCAAGGCCUGGGAGCUGCUCGUCGCCGACCCGCAGCUGCGCUGGAUCGGCCCGGAGAAGGGCGUGAUCCACAUCGCGACCGGCGCGGUCGACAACGCGCUCUGGGACAUGUACGCCCGUGCACGCAACAAGCCAUUGUGGAAGCUCGUCGUGGAUAUGAGCCCUGAGGAGCUCGUGCGCUCCGCGGCGUGGCGCUACAUCUCGGACGCGAUCACGAAGGAGGAGGCGCUGGCCAUGCUGAAGAAGAACGAGGCGGGGAAGAAGGAGCGCGAGGCGCACGUCCGCGAGGUUGGAUACCCAGCGUACGUCACCUCCGCGGGCUGGCUCGGCUACUCGGACGAGAAGGUCGCGCGGCUCACGAAGGAGGCCGUCCAGGCGGGCUUCAACCACUUCAAGAUGAAGGUCGGCGCGAGCCUCGAGAACGACCUGCGCCGCGGCAAGAUCAUCCGCAGCAUAAUCGACGACCCGCAAUACUUGCCUGAAGGGAGCAAGGCGAGGGACCCGAACGGCCCGGAGCUGAGGGGGAAGAACGCGGGCCCGACGGGCGCGGUGCUCAUGAUCGACGCGAACCAGGUGUGGGACGUCCAGCAGGCGAUCGACUACGUAAGGGGCCUGGAGGAGAUCAAGCCUUGGUUCAUCGAAGAGCCCACCGCGCCCGACGACAUCCUCGGGCACGCGGCGAUCCGCAGGGCGCUCAAGCCGCACGGGAUCGGCGUCGCGACGGGCGAGCACGCGCACAACCGCAUGGUGUUCAAGCAGUUGUUGCAGGCGGAGGCGAUCGAUGUCUGCCAGAUCGACUCGUGCAGGCUCGCGGGGGUGAGCGAGGUGCUCAGCGUGUUGUUUAUGGCGGCCAAGUUCGGGGUGCCGGUGUGCCCGCAUGCAGGGGGUGUUGGUUUGUGCGAGUACGUUAUCCACCUGAGCCUAAUCGACUACAUCGCCGUCUCGGGCAGCAUGGAGCGCAACGUGCUCGAGUUCGUCGACCACCUGCACGAGCACUUCCUCUUCCCGUGCUCGAUCAACGCGCGCGGGCGCUACAACGUGCCCGCCAACCCCGCGGAGGGGUACAGCAUCGAGAUGCGGAAGGAGAGUAUCGCGGAGUUUGGGUUCCCGCAUGGGAGUUAUUGGGUCAAGGCGAAGGGGGGGAAGCAGUGAACGAAGGGAACAUGUGACAGUACUGAGUUGGGCAAAAAGUUUGAGUUGUGCAAUAACGAUGUGUAUCAGUGAUCACGGUGUUCAGUUGUACUCGUCGAUUAUUUUUUGAUUACUCAAAGGGCGGAUUGGGACACGCGUGACAUGACGGUAAGGAUAGAUGUCCCUGAGACGUCGUACCGAGAACAAGUGUAGCGCA
Messenger RNA from Gloeophyllum trabeum ATCC 11539, 1641 nucleotides. Its product is annotated as enolase C-terminal domain-like protein. Bases 42 to 1445 code for a protein of 467 amino acids. Gene Ontology annotation, molecular function: magnesium ion binding; hydro-lyase activity. The transcript is spliced from 12 exons. The record is from RefSeq and is a predicted model, not a curated record. Lineage: Eukaryota; Fungi; Basidiomycota; Agaricomycetes; Gloeophyllales; Gloeophyllaceae. Gene Ontology annotation, biological process: carbohydrate catabolic process; amino acid catabolic process.